Messenger RNA from Sebastes umbrosus (honeycomb rockfish), 2274 nucleotides. RefSeq names its product tripartite motif-containing protein 16-like. The transcript has a single exon. The record is from RefSeq and is a predicted model, not a curated record. NCBI's taxonomy places the organism in Eukaryota, Metazoa, Chordata, Actinopteri, Perciformes, Sebastidae. Gene Ontology annotation, molecular function: zinc ion binding; protein binding. Bases 61 to 1947 code for a protein of 628 amino acids.
AGUAAAAAGGAAAAGUAUGUGAUUUGGGACGUAGUCAGUCGUGCUGCUCCUCGUCCUGGAAUGAUUCAUAGCUUGAUAACUCCUCCCUCCUCUUCCUGCUCUCAAACACAGACUGCUACACUCGGUCCUCUUAUUUCCUUGUUCCCUCCCCUUCAGAUCGACAGUUUGAAGGUGGGUGUAACCAACAUAACACAUGAUGAUUACAUCAGAGCUCAAACUAGUGUCGGUUCUCAGGAAGUGAAACUCAGACAGUCGUUGCUACUGAGAGGUGAAAUGGCGCAGAAAGGAGUUCAGCUGGACCAGGAAGCAAUCUCUUGUUCGAUCUGUCUGGAUGUACUGAAGGAUCCGGUGACUACUUCCUGUGGACACAGCUACUGCAUGAACUGUAUUAAAAGCUUCUGGGAUGGAGAGGAUGAGAAGAAGAUCUACAGCUGCCCUCAGUGUAGGCAGACCUUCACACAGAGGCCUGCCCUGCUGAAAAACACCAUGUUAGCAGUUUUAGUGGAGGAACUGAAGAAGACUGGACUCCAAGCUGCUCCUGCUGAUCACUGCUAUGCUGGACCUGAAGAUGUGGCCUGUGAUGUCUGCACUGGGAGGAAACUGAAAGCCUUCAAGUCCUGUCUGGUGUGCCUGGUCUCUUACUGUGAGAAACACCUCCAGCUGCAUUACGAUGUAGCUCAAUUAAAGAAACACAAGCUGGUGGAGCCCUCCAAGAAGCUCCAGGAGAACAUCUGCUCUCGUCACGACGAGGUGAUGAAGAUGUUCUGUCGUACCGAUCAGCAGUGUAUCUGUUAUCUCUGCUCUGUGGAUGAACAUAAAGGCCACGACACCGUCUCAGCUGCAGCAGAAAGGACCGAGAGGCAGAGAGAGCUGGAGGUGAGUCGACUCAACAUCCAGCAGAGGAUCCAGGACAGAGAGAAAGAUGUGAAGCUGCUCCAACAGGAGGUGGAGGCCGUCAAUCGCUCCGCUGAUAAAGCAGUGGAGGACAGUGAGAAGAUCUUCACCGAGCUGAUCCGUCUCAUGGAGAAAAGAAGCUGUGAUGUGAAGCAGCAGGUCAGAUCCCAGCAGAAAAGUGAAGUGAGUCGAGUCAAAGAGCUUCAGGAGAAGCUGGAGCAGGAGAUCACUGAGCUGAAGAGGAGAGACGCUGAGAUGAAGCUGCUGUCACACACAGAGGAUCACAACCAGUUUCUUCUUAACUACCCCUCACUGUCACCACUCACUGAAUCUACAUCCAGCAUCAAUAUCCGUCCUCUGAGCUACUUUGAGGACGUGAUGGCGGCUGUGUCAGAAGUCAGAGAUAAACUACAGGACGUUCUGAGAGAGAAAUGGACAAACAUCUCACAGACAGUGACUGAAGUGGAUGUUUUACUGUCACAACCAGAGCCCAAGACCAGAGCUGGAUUCUUACAAUAUUCACGAGAAAUCACACUGGAUCCAAACACAGCAUACACAUGGCUGUUAUUAUCUGAGGGGAACAGAAAAGCAACAUUUAUGAGUCAACAACAGUCUUAUUCUAGUCACCCAGACAGAUUCACUGACUAUUGUCGUCAGGUCCUGAGUAGAGAGAGUCUGACUGGACGUUGUUACUGGGAGGUGGAGAGGAGAGGGACAGGAGUUCAUGUAGCAGUCACAUACAAGAGUAUCAGGAGAGCAGGGGGGGGGUCGAAUGAACAUUACUUUGGACACAAUGAUAAAUCUUGGGCGUUAGUUUGUAACCAAAACAGUUAUAUAUUUUUGUACAACAAAGUCCAAACCCCCGUCUCAGGUCCUCCGUCCUCCAGAGUAGGAGUGUACCUGGAUCACAGUGCAGGUAUUCUGUCCUUCUACAGCGUCUCUGAAACCAUGACUCUCCUCCACAGAGUCCAGACCACAUUCACUGAGCCUCUCUAUGCUGGACUUUGGCUUUAUUAUUGUGAUGACACUGCUGAGUUGUGUAAACUGAAAUAGACAGAAGUCAUUUAAGGGUUAAAUUCAGUGUUUUAACUCUUAAACUUCUCUGGUGUCCAUCAUUGUUGCUGCAGAGCUGAUUUGUGUCUGGACCGCAGAGGACCAGCCCUACAAACACUAAAGUGUGUCACUGCCUGACUGACUGAGUGAUGAAGUUACAGGAUUCAUCAGCGACUGUUGCAGGUUCCUCAUUGGUUGUUGCUCUUUCUAAAUGAAAAGCUGGAGAACAGUUCAGUGUUUAUGUUUUCUGGGGAUUGUGUCAGCGGUUCAUUGAAUCAUUACAUCGUGCUGUUGUUGUGCAUGUGCUAUUGUUUAUAGUAGUUUAAG